Molecule: messenger RNA, 1350 nt
Organism: Akanthomyces muscarius
Lineage: Eukaryota; Fungi; Ascomycota; Sordariomycetes; Hypocreales; Cordycipitaceae
Exons: 2
Coding region: 1-1350 (449 amino acids)
Biological process (GO): transmembrane transport
Cellular component (GO): fungal-type vacuole membrane
Molecular function (GO): transmembrane transporter activity
Source: RefSeq, a predicted model, not a curated record
AUGGAGUCCAAGGAACAACAGCACCAACAGCAACCACACGACUCGGACCCGUUGACGCUCCGUCAAGACAGCGAUUCCACGCCGCACGACUCGCCCGACGCACCAUCGUCGGAAAAGCAGCACGAUGACUCGCAGCCCCCCGCGCCGCCCAACGGCGGCGUAAAGGCCUGGCUGCAGGUCGCCGGCGCCUGGACCAUCAUGUUCAACGUCCUCGGCCUGCUCAACUCGUACGGCCAGUUCCAGAGCAUCUACGAGACGGACAUUCUCAAGCAGGAGACGACGUCGACCAUCGCCUGGAUCGGCUCCGCCCAGUUCCUCGUCUGCUACGUCGUCUGCAUCUUCACGGGGCCGUUGCUGGACACGGGCCACCUGCACCUGCUGCUCGGCAUCGGCACCGUCGUCACCGUUUUUGGGCUGAUGAUGGUCAGCCUGUGCCAUACCUUUUACCAGUUCUUCCUCGCCCAGACCAUUGUGACGGGCAUCGGCUUUGGCCUCAUCUUCCUGCCGGCGUCGUCGGUCGUGUCGCAGUGGUUUUCGACGCGCACACCCCUCGCCAUUGGAAUCUCGGUGAGCGGAUCGAGCAUUGGUGCCAUUAUAUAUCCCAUCAUGCUUCAACGCCUCAAAGGAUCGAUUGGAUUUCCGUGGACGGUACGCAUCAUGGGCUUCAUGGUCCUCGGCACCAUGCUCUUCGCCGCUGCCGUCAUGAGAGUCCGCGUUGGGCCCAACCCGCGAAAGCGCAAGGUCAUCGACCUCCGACACUUCAAAGACAAGCUCUACCUCAUCGCUUGUCUGAGCUUCUUUGUCAACUUCCUAGGACUCUACGUCUUCUACUACUUCAUCUCCCUCUACGCCAUCGAAGUGGCCGGUGCCAAGCCGAGUCUGGCCAACUACCUCUUGCCCAUCCUCAACGGCGGCUCCUUUCUGGGCCGUCUGAUCCCCAACUGGAUCGCCGGGCGCUACGGGCUCAUGAACGUGCAGAUUGUCUUUGGCAUCAUUUCCGGUGCCAUGUCGUUUGCUCUCUUGGGCAUCAAGACCCCCGGCGGCGUCGUCGCGUUUGCCGUCAUCUACGGCUUCGUGUCCGCCCCGUAUGUCUCUCUUCCCAUCCCGAUCGUGACGAGCCUGUCGCCUGAUAAGAGUGUCUGGGCCACGCGGCUGGGCAUGAGCUUUGCCAUUAUUGGCCUCGGCGCCCUUAUCGGCAGCCCUGUGGCGGGUGCCAUUCUGGGGAGUAGCGACAACAGGAACUGGACCGGUAUGAUUGUGUGGUGUGGUGUCAUGUUCUUUAUCUCCACUGCCAUCCUCACUACUGUGCGGACGAUGAAGGUCGGGUUCAAGCUAUUUGUGAAAGCUUGA